Molecule: messenger RNA, 2541 nt
Organism: Cylindrotheca closterium
Lineage: Eukaryota; Bacillariophyta; Bacillariophyceae; Bacillariales; Bacillariaceae
Source: the annotation of a GenBank genome assembly
AUGUCAUCACAUCAAGGCGACGCUGGUCCACCAAAUGGGGACUCAAAACUUACUGGGGGGACAAUGGAAGAUUACGACAGCGUAUCAGAAUACUCAGAUUCAGAGGGUAACCUCGAUGCCGCAUCCGUACACACUGCCAAAUCAGUCAAGAAAGAGGAGUACCAUGGAGCUGGACGGGACAACAGGCACGUCUGGCUCUCAAUGAUUGUGGUGCUUCUAAUGAUUGGGGCUACAACUGGGGUUGUAUUGGGUUUCACAAACAAAUUCUUAAUAGACGAAGAAACGGCAGAAUUUGAGAACGGAUUUCGACAGCAUGUGAGUGCUGUUGCUGAAGGAACCAACUUUCAUGCAAAGUCAAUGAUAGGCUAUAUGGAAUCCAUGGCAGAAACCAUUACUUCUUAUUCAGCAGCAUCCGGUGCACAGUGGCCGCUGGUGACUGUCCCAAACUUUGUUCGUCGAGGUCAGCGAACUAUGGACGAAGCCAGGUUGGAUAUGGUUGCCUUUUCGCCUAUCGUUGAUGCUAAGCAUCUUGGCAACUGGUCUGGUUUUGUUGCCAGCAAGUCGGUUGGUUCGCUUUAUGAAGAUGAAUCCAAAGAAGGUAAUGGCUUUCCGAAUCCCGACAUCUUUGAGUUCGGCAGCGACGACAUUUCUUCUGGUGCCAUUUCUUUUGUCCCUUUUUGGAUGUCGUCUCCCAUGCCAUACAAUGUCUCUGUGGUCAACUUGAAUCUACUCUCAAAAGAAACCUACAACAAAGCCUUCCAAAGCAUGAAAGUGUCUGAACAGACAGUCCUCUCGGAGCUGUAUACUUCCUCCAAAAACGAAGGCAUGUUCAUUCUGAAGGAACAUGUUUUUCCACCUUCUUAUUUCGAUGGAAAGGUGGUCGAGAAUGACUUUGGUAUUCCUUUGAAUACUGACGGCAACACCGAGGAGGCAGAUGGUGAAGAAGUGAUCGAUCAAAUCCCUCACAGCAUCAUCAUGACGCCUGUGUUCGACAACUUUGACUUGGAUCGGAGAUCCAUGGUCGGGGUAGUCUAUUCUGUCAUUCCCUGGGACAAAUUCUUUAUUAAUUUGCUGCCUGAUGAUGUGAAUGGAAUUAUUGCUGUCCUCAAGGACACUUGUGGAAAUCGAUAUUCGUUUGUCAUCAACGGCAAAACAGCAGCUUACAUCGGCGAAGGUGAUGUGGAAGGUACCAACAACGCGUAUAUAUCUGAGACUAUUGAUUUUGGACAGGUCUUCGCGGCGGAAGGCACGGAAUGUGUUUACAGUCUUGCAAUCUACCCAUCUGAGAAUUUUGAAGCACUCUUCUACUCCGAUGCACGGACGUUUUUCAUGCCAUUCUUCGCUGCCGUUUUCAUUUGUUUGGGGAUCGGAUUUCUCCUCUUCUUUUGGUUUGUGGAGCGCCGUCAAAGGAAGGUUGUUGGUGUUGCUCAACGUACAACGGCCAUCGUCUCCAGUUUAUUUCCUGAUAAUGUUCGAGACCGGAUCAUGCAACAAGCUGAAGAACAAGCCAAUGAAGAAGCCAAAGGCAAGGUGCUCGUUGUAAAUGAAGAUGGUACUAAUGAAAACCUUGCGCAACUCUUGGAAAGCGGAAAGAAGCAAGAAGUCCCCAAAAGCCCAUCCUUGUCUGGUAGUAGCAAGUCUGGUAGUAGCAAACGCGUCCGUCUAGUAGGCGGCGGUAGAACCCCACGCACUGGCGGAAAAAAGAGAGCUGCAAACGGAAGCACAGAUGGAGCUCCGAUUGCCGAUCGCUACCCACAUUGUACUGUAUUUUUCGCCGACAUCGUCGGCUUCACUUCUUGGUCAUCGGAUCGUGACCCGGUACAGGUAUUUCUUCUGCUUGAAACACUGUAUGGCGCAGCUGAUAAAAUUGCGAAUCGCAUGGGUGUAUUCAAGGUUGAGACAAUCGGGGAUUGCUACGUUGCUGUAACUGGGCUACCAAAACCACGAGAUGACCACGCAAUAGCUCUUGCUCGAUUUUCCCAAAAAUUUCUUUUGAAAAGUCGACAAGUUUUUCUUGAUUUGGAAGAUGCUUUGGGUACAAGCAAACUAGACGUUCGGAUCGGACUUCACAGUGGUCCUGUCACUGCAGGUGUAUUGCGCGGAGAAAAGGCACGCUUCCAGCUCUUUGGAGACACAGUCAACACAGCUGCACGGAUGGAAAGCAACUCCAGAACAGGAAGGAUUCACUGCAGUAAAGCCACAGCAGAUCUUCUUGUUGAGGGGAGGAAACUAUCUUGGUUGACAGAACGAGCCGACAAAAUUGUAGCCAAAGGAAAAGGAGAGAUGAUAACUUACUUCAUUGAUGUUCCCUCGAGCGACAUUUCUUCCAGAAAAUCUGGAUUUGGCAAAUCCGGAAGUAGAAGAUCCCUGGGCACUGACUCCUCUGGGGACUCCUCCUUAAUGUCGCCAGCGACGCCAUUCAAAAUGGGUUCAAAAAGAGGAUUGACGGUAGAUGCUGGUGUUCCUGCUAUCCCUGCUAUCCCUCGAGUCCCUACGUUAGACUCGGAGGAUUAUAAUUCGGAGGAUAUGGGUGAGCUGUAA